Molecule: messenger RNA, 933 nt
Organism: Harpegnathos saltator (Jerdon's jumping ant)
Lineage: Eukaryota; Metazoa; Arthropoda; Insecta; Hymenoptera; Formicidae
Product: S-adenosyl-L-methionine-dependent tRNA 4-demethylwyosine synthase-like
Exons: 4
Coding region: 190-465 (91 amino acids)
Source: RefSeq, a predicted model, not a curated record
ACGCUUAACGUUUGUUUAAAAUUCCUGCAAAUUGACGCAAGCGAUGCACCACACGUUUCGCUAAAAAUUUCAAAAUUCAUCCGGGGGUAAAAAAAUUGUUUUUGUUUGAAACGCUUGCGCUUCAUAAUUGAUCCUUUACGCCCUGCUGCUACGAUUUAAUUGUAACGUAACACUGUAAAAGCACCCGUCAUGUGUGAUCAUUGUGCCAAAAUUAUCAGCCAAAAAGGAUACGCCGGUCAGGUGACGUGUCGGUGCGACCAGGAUGAGAAAAAGAACAGCACUGCCGUCAAGGAAAAGAGCAUCGGUGGAUGCUGCAGCAAAAGGGCGAGAGAAGCAGCCGGCGGUUGCUGUAUGUCAGGUUGCUGCAAACUGCGAGGCAAGGACGAAUUGAAGCAGGAAUGCUGCGAGAACGGCAAGCAGGCGAAGAACAACGCGGAGGGAUGUUGCGCGGAAAAUCGCAAAUAACUCCGACAAAUUCCCGCAUCGUGUAUCUUAAUUAGAAAGAACUACCGUCACUCUGCCAUUCCCAUCCAGCGUAACAUUGUUGCGUCGCGAGCGCGCGCGUUGGCACCGGCGCGGAAAUAUUCGAAUAAUAAAAAUAUCGAAAGCCGUGUACGAAUUCGUUUCGAAGCCGUGACCGCUUCCUCUUUCGCGCAUGUUUCGGCCAUUUGCGCGCUCCUCGAGGUAUUUCGAUGACUGCAUUUAAUCAAAGCUACCGUCAAAUAUCGCUCCAAGCUGGCUUUCCGAUAAUUACGUUUAUAGCAAAGGAUAUGGACGAAUAAAUACCCAUAAAAAUAGUGUUGUCGGUGCUUACAUUUUUCAACAAGAUCCAAACAAAAUUCGGUAAUUAUGCAAUAUAGAGGAUGCAGUGACUUUGACCUUGACAUAUGUUGUCAAGGUCAUCACUCUGAGUAAUGUGCAGAAGGUCUUAGG